UGCCUACAAGAGGUUCAGUGAACUGCUGCCAAAGGAGGAGAGGGAGAAUGCCUGCUCCGUGCGGGUUCCCAAGAGCCAGAUCCUGAAGUUGCCUGAGCUGCGGGCAAACCCCUUCCAGCACCGGAUCUGCCAUGUGUUCUCCACCUCGGACAAUGGGGACGACAGCAUGUCCUUUGAAGACUUCCUCGAUAUGCUGAGCGUCUUCAGCGACUCGGCGAUCUUGGAAGUCAAAUCCCACUACGCCUUCCGCAUCUUUGACUUUGAUGAUGAUGGGAUUCUGGACAGAAAGGACCUUGAGAAACUGGUGAACUGUCUGACGGGGCAAGGCGAAGAUUCCCAGUUGAGCAACGCGGAGAUGGAGCAGCUCAUCCAAAACAUCCUGGAGGAGUCUGACAUCGACAAGGACGGCACCAUCAACCUCUCCGAGUUCCAGCUCGUUGUCUCCCGCUCCCCGGACUUUGCCAGCUCCUUCAAGAUCGUCCUGUGAGAGCCCUGUGGCUCCCCAGCAGAACUGCUCCUCCGGCUGCUGCA
Molecule: messenger RNA, 531 nt
Organism: Pelecanus crispus (Dalmatian pelican)
Lineage: Eukaryota; Metazoa; Chordata; Aves; Pelecaniformes; Pelecanidae
Source: RefSeq, a predicted model, not a curated record